Messenger RNA from Caenorhabditis auriculariae, 5656 nucleotides. NCBI's taxonomy places the organism in Eukaryota, Metazoa, Nematoda, Chromadorea, Rhabditida, Rhabditidae. The record is from the annotation of a GenBank genome assembly.
AUGUUCCUGAUAUCGAAAAUAGUUCGCGGUCGACGUCUGCUUCACGAGCUUGAACAACAAGAACGGGAUGAAGCUGCUGCGGCUCUCGAUGCAGCCAACUCCAUUUCGCAGGUGACUUGGUUUCUUUCUUACUUAUUCAAGAUUUCCGAAAUUUUUUCAAAAAAUUACGAUUUGCAGUUAAACUUAUUGCGAAGGAAUACAAUUUUUGAAAACAUCCCCCGAUAUUUCAAACUUAAAGGUAUCUCGAAGGCUUGUGGCUCGACACUCCAAAGGUUCGGCGCUUGAUGAUGGCAAAAAUGGCUCUCCAGACGUUUCGAGAACCAGGUUGAGAUCGAGGUAGUUGUGAUAAGUGAUAGAUUUCCUUUCAAUGAAAAUGGUACAGAAACAAGAAAACAUGAACAAAUUUUUUUCAAAAGUUUUUUUUUAUCAAUUUUCAAGUUUUUACAAAUUUGGAGAAAAAUAAAAUUCCUGCAAUUUUAUUCGAAUCCUGCUACCAUUUCUUUCUGGAAUUAUUAGGAAUUCACAGAGCAUCGUUUGAAAAAAAAUUCAUUAUUAUUUUUGAGUUGGCUGAAUUUAUGAAUGUUCGAUAGCCCAAAAAGGUUGGAAAAAUGCAUGAAAAGAAGAUUUCGGAUAAUCGUUUGAUAAGAAUGUUUGCUUCAUUAUAUUAAGCAUGAACUUGAUUUCGCGUAGUAAGACUGAAACCGUUGAGUCAUUUCAAUACGAUUCGAAAACCUCAAUCAAAAUCUAUCGACCUUUUCCCAUACUCAUCCGUUUUCCAUCAGACGCGGAACAGUCAGAAGGAAGACCGAGUUAUGCGGAUCUGUCGACUCGGCGAUCGACUCAGAGAACAGGUCGCAGGUCCGACGCAGCAGCAGUAUGCCAAGCAUCUGUGAUAUGGAACAAGGUCCAAAGCCGUCGAUCGAUAUACAUCUUUAUUGUUUUUUCAGCGUCUAGUUCGACACUCAAGCACUACAACUACGAAGGCAAACUGAACAAGUUACAAAGACGCGCCUUGCGUUUCACGUGGCAUCGUCUUCAGACGAGAAAUGGGGGCAAACGUGUGGAGAAUGUGUUCGAGGAGGCUAGUUUUGAAUAUUUUCUUUGCCAGUUUUUAGUGAAACUCUUGAUCUUGGAAGAAUAAAAAAAAUGUAUUGAAGGAAAAGAAAAUCGAGUUUAGUAAAAAUUGGUGGUAAUCGUAAUUUUAAUCACCAAAACUUAAAGGUUCAACCGAAUACUUCGAAGAAAAAAAGUGAUAUCGACGAUGACGUUAUAGAGCCCAUUUGAAAGAAAUGACAUCAUAAAAAACAAUAUAUAACGUUCGUUUUCUUUGUAGAUUAAAACGUUGAAUAAGAAAAUAAUAAUCAUUCUGAAAAUCUGAAUUUUGUUGGGUUCGGAAAGUUUUCAUUCCACUUGAGAGUUUUUUCAGAGGUUGCUUCAAAUCAUUUUCAUCAAAUUGAGAUUUUUUAGUUUGUUGAUUUUCAAUUUUUAUAUCCAUCUAAUCAUGAUGCAAAGUUUCACAGUUUUUUUUCAAUUUCGUGUUCUGGAAAAUGCUUUUUUCGAGCGAAAAGAUAUUACAGGUCUUUGACAAACUUGUCCGCCAGCUUCCAAACAUCAGAGACAUGUUCACAACGCGGAUGUUCUUGUGUGCAAUGUCAAAAAAUUCAACAUCAACUAUCCGCGAUCAUUCGAGGGUUUCGACGUAAAACUUUACAUAACACAGAAAAUAUUUUCAGGUGACGGUCCGGAUGUUGGAAGUCGUGAUAAAAAACUUGGACGUUGAUAAAUCAAAGCGGACAGACACCGGGACUCCUCAAGAUCCAAGGCUUAUCGGUCGGUUUUAGAUCAAAAUCGAAGCUUUCUUGAGUUGUUAAAAUAUGAAUACAGUUCCUGUAUUGAUUCUCUGUUUGAAGCUAGCGGUAGAAAAAUUGAAAUGCUGAUUUAAUUAUCCUUCUAUCUGUGUAGGCCGAGCUCAUGCCGUUCUGAGGCCAUACGGCUUAACCGGGGCAUACUGGGAAAAGUUUGGAGAGACGAUGAUCGAUGUUGUUUUGGGACAAGAAGCCGUCAGAGAUCUUCCUGGAGCUGGACAAGCUUGGGUCAUCUUCACCGCCUGUCUUAUCGAUCAGGCAAGAUUUUCCUACAAUGAAAACUGAGAAAAGUUCAUCUAAAAAGUUGAAAAACUGGAAGAAAUUGUGAAGUGUGAAAUUUCAGCUUCGAGCCGGCUUUGAUGAAAAUCGUUCAGCGACCCACGUUUUAUCAAAACAAUCCACAGUUCUUCACAACGCUUCCAAACUCCUUCAUGGGGUGAAAUCCGAGGAGAAAUAAACUGAACGAAAACAAUAUAAUUCAGGACUCCGUCGACCUUGAUGAGCCUUCCACACUUGAAAUCGAAAUUCCUGAGGGGAGCAAACUCAGCAAUAAGCUCAAAAAACAGUGCAGUGUUACGAAUGUCAGUUUGGAAAGAAAUUUUUCGAAUAGUUUAUUAGUUAUCAUAGUUUUGAAUCUUUUUUUUGGAGGAAAAAGUAAGACAUAUUAAGAAAUAUGGAGAAAAAAGGAUCACUCAUUCUUUUUAUUUUAUUUUGAAGAAACAUGCAAGAAUAUUCAGAAAACACGAGUAAACCUUCGAUAGAGACGCUGGAAAUCAAACAGCUUUAGGAGAAUCAGGACAAAAAUUUUUUUACAGUGACUUCGAAAAUAUCAUUGAAUUAUAAGUCUGAAGUUCUUUUUUUGACACUUUUUUUCAGCUUUUUCCAAACUUACGCUGAAUGAACCACGUACUUUGAAAGAAAGCUUGUUUUUUUAUUAACUACGGUAGCUUUUCAUAACCUUUUUUUCAAUCACCAAACCAAAAACAAGCCAAAUUGGUCAUUGGUUGCUCCUUAUUACAAACUAUAAACAAUUUCUUCAUAAAGAAACCCAGAAAAGGAAGGUCAUUCUGAUCGCUUCGCCGCACCCACUCAUUCAUUGUUUCAGAACGGCCAUCGCUCCUCGGUUCAACUCGAGAUGUGUCCCUUCGAACUCAGUCAACCGAGCACUUCCUCAUCAAAUCAAUAACUUUUCUUGUCCGUUUCCAUCCAUGACGUCACUUGGCGAUUCCUUUUCCAAUUAUCUUCGAAGAGACGCAGCACGUUUGCGCCAAAGUUCUAAUUGAAUGUAUAACGAGCAGUUUUUUUCUUUUCUUUUUUUGGCCAUCGAUUGGGAAGAAACGUGUGUUUCUGUUCUGUGUUGGAAUUGGGAAUCUAUAAACUUUUCGGGAAACUUAAUUUCGAAGCACAGGAUAGGACAAGUAAAGAGAGUGAAGAAAAUGUGACAUCCAGCCAAAGUCUCAUCCGAUGGAAAAUGAUGGAAUAAAGUUAGAGAAGAAAAACUCGUUAGAUUAAGUUCACAUCUUUCGAAAUCUUUCUGGGACCAUGUAUUUGGUUUUGUCAUUGUUUGGAAAAAUACACGGGUAUAAUAAGGACAGCGCAAUCAAAAAAAAAAAGAAAGGUCUUUUUAAAUCCAACCUUUAAGGCUUAAAGUUAUCCUUUCACCUCAUGAAGUUUCAUAUCCUCUUUUCUUUCUAAAUUAAAAAAAGAACGAUUCUGGUUUUUUUCAUGGUAAAAAUCUUGACUGUAAAGAAACCAUUUCGCAAUUAGCUUUGUCCCAGAAUAUAAUUUAAGAAAUUUCCAAAACUGCGUGAAAAGAAUCACGUAUUCCAAAAAAACCAAAAAAAUAUUCCUUACUUCGAGCAAAAAAACUUACUUUUUUUCUUAAUUUUUUUCCUCCAUUUCUUCAACUUUCUUGUCAAUCGCCCGUAAAGAAUGAUCGAAAUGAAGGAAAAGGGCAACCGGGUGACCCAAAUGAUUUGCGAUAACCCACUUUUCUUUUUGCGCGCAUUUAGGUUAUCCAGUUCCCUCCUCUACUCCUCAUCCAAUAUCUGUCAUUUUGUGUCUUUGUAUCAUUCUUUAUCACCCUUCUUCUUCCGUUGCACUACUUCAUUUUGUGAAAAAAAACAUUUUCGAAAACUUAAACAAUGCAAAUAGAGCUGAAAAGUCAUGAGAACUGGUACAGUAAAAGUCUUUUUCGAGUUUCUCUGAAUAAAAUUCUGUUAAUUUUUGUAAUAGAUCAGUUCCAAAAAUCUCAACAAGAAGAUGAGUGAAAAAAAUGUGACAAUAGAAUAGAAAUUGAUUACGACAACAGCUUCUCCCAAAUUUUUCAGGGUUUAGAAAAGCACAAAAACGAGAAACGGGUAGUUUUUUAACAUGUUUUUGGAGAGUUUCGAUCAGAAUAGUUCUACUACUUUCGGGAUUUUUUUUUCAACUUUUAACUUUUGAUAUCUAAUCCUGACUAAACAUUCUCGUCCGAACUUUCCUCAAUUAUUAAGAAUCUCUUUUUCGUAAAAUGUGUGAAAUCAAAGCAUUAACUUUUUGUCAUUCAGAUGGACAAAGGUGGAGGAAAGUUUGACAUGAGGGCCAGCUGGAUCUCCAGCAUCCUCAGUGUUUCGUGCGUUCUUUGUGUCGCGGUGGUGAUUCCAGUUCUGCACAUUCAGCUCGAAGAAGCGAACUCUCGGCUUCACUCGCGCAUGGCUUCUUUCAAGGUAUUCGUCGCUGUUAGUGUUUUUUAUUCCAUUUAUUUUUCAGUUCACUGCUCGAGGUGUCUGGCAAGACAUCAUGUUGGUGAAAGGAAACGGAAGAAUCCGACGUCAAUCCGGCGGAUACGGUGGGUACGACGCUGCAGGGGAGAAUCAACAGUGCACUUCUUGCGUUCAACUUCAUUGUCCUCCUGGACCAGCAGGACCUCCUGGCGUUGCUGGAGAGCCUGGAAUUGAUGGAUCUCCGGGUAGACCAGGUAUUUGGUUGCUGAACUUCGAAAAUGAUCCCCUGAAAACUAUUUCUGUAGUGUCUUUUUUUGUAAAAGAGUAUGAAAUCAGUAAAUCCCAGUCAAUAGAUUGUUUUUCGUGCUGCUCUCAAAGCGAAAUAUAAUGAAUUUAAAUUUUCCAACUCCAGUGCGCUCAGAGCUCACAAUCAAGCACAUUUUUUGAAAUCAACUUUUUAACGUUUGAAGAUAACAUGAACUCAAAAGUGAUUUUCUAGGAAAACCUGGUCUCGACGGCCUUGACGUUCCUCUAGAUCCUGAACCAGCGUUCCCAUGUGUCAUCUGUCCAGCUGGACCUCCGGGAAACCGAGGACCUCAAGGAGAAACCGGAAGACCUGGUGUUCCGGGAGAAACUGGACAUCCCGGCCUUCCUGGACGUCCUGGAAAGCCUGGGAGAGUUGGAGACGCCGGACUUCAAGGCGAACCGGGAGAGCCAGGAGAGCCGGGUAUCAAAGGACCACCUGGAGACGACUCGAUCGGCGGAACUGGAAUCAAGGGACCUCCAGGCCCGCCCGGACCGCGAGGACCAAAAGGACCGCCAGGCGCCAACGGUCUGCCUUCUCAAAACAGCGGACCUCCGGGCCCUAUUGGAGAGAUGGGACCGCCUGGACCACCAGGACCGCGUGGAGAGCCUGGACCUCCAGGUCCAUUCGGUCCUCCUGGAGAUGCUGGAGAGCCCGGUGGUCACUGUCCAUCGUCUUGUGGCGUUCAAGAGAUCGUUGCUCCUUCUGUCACGGAGCUCGACACCAACGAUGAACCAGCUCAGAAACCUUCGUCUUAUUCUGGAGGCGGCUACGGAAAAUAG